Microdochium trichocladiopsis is the source of this 1053-nucleotide messenger RNA. RefSeq lists its product as uncharacterized. The coding region runs from base 144 to 836 and encodes 230 amino acids. The record is from RefSeq and is a predicted model, not a curated record. The transcript is spliced from 3 exons. NCBI's taxonomy places the organism in Eukaryota, Fungi, Ascomycota, Sordariomycetes, Xylariales, Microdochiaceae.
AGAAAGCCAAUGCCGUCGGAAUGGCCCUCUCCGACGUCCACGGGUAUAGAGGUGGUUUGAAUGGCCAGACUGCAGACUUACGCGCCUAAGUAGUGCAAGUAAGACCAUUGCGACUCUCGAGACGCCCUCUCGGCCCAAGCGCCAUGUGCCGGGCAUAUACGGGAGAGUCGCCGCACUUCCCCACACAUUCCGGAUUAACCAAAACGGCUUACAGAAGAACCCAUAUCGGCCACAUUUGUAUGCCACCAGGUGUGUUUCUGGCUAGUCCGUCUCCUCCGAUCGGCCGUCUUCGGUUGUUCUUUCAACGCGACACUCGACGUGCAGGAGAGAAAAGUCGCAAACCGGCCGUUGUUGCUGCUGUUGACGCUUCCUCAGUGAUCGCACGGCCUUGUGAAAGACCUGCAUAUGCAUCAUUCGGGGUUCCUUCCCUGGUUUUCAGCUACUUUGUCGAGCCUGCUAGAGGACUAGAAGCACUCGUUCUCUCUCUUCGUGCGCAGACAUGCAGGGCCGGGAUGCCAAAGAGCCACGCAAGCCCGGACCAUUGCGUCCUAUGCUUAAAAGUUACCGGCUGUAUGGCGAGCUGUGACAUGGGUUUUCCUCUUUGUCUUGCCUGUUUAGGAAGGAUGGAGAUCGCCAUCAGAGCAAGGUUAUCGGCGGUGACGUGGAGAUUGAGGCUGAGGGCAAAGCGUCAAGGCUUGCGUGAGACACUCUCGUACCGGACUUCCACAUCAUGGCAUCCUCACUUUUCCGGGUUGUGCCUUUGGUGGUUCCACCUGAGCAGAGAAGGCGCGCAUGUCGUUCAAACUUGGAACUCCUCCCAAGCGGCAUCAACAUGACGGGAUCCUGGUCUCUGCAACAACAACACGGGGGGAAAAAAAAACGCAAGACCCCUCCCCCGGAGCCAUAGCGAACUGCAUUCCGUACACAGCGUAUGAAUAUCUAUGUCGUACUGGUGUCGUUGCUGACACACAUCCCUAGCCGAGAAACAGGAACGUCAGCAGCGAGAUCUGCAGGGUCACAUCGGCGUUCCGCCGCAUGCGCCAGGGUCCCCUU